GUGAAGCCAUCACCUUGGUUAGGAUGAAUGGAGUGAAACUUAGCAGUGAACUAAACAGAAAAGUAAGAUCCUAUAUUCAGUCUGGCUGCCUCACCUGGUGCGCUCAGACACCCAUCAGUGCAGUGACCCUCGUGGGGAAUUCCAGGACAAGCGAGGCUCUCCUUCAGAUGGCUACGCCGGUGUCAGUUGUACGACUGCCCAGGGGUCCCAACGGGCAUAGCCGAGGCUUCGAUCCGACAUCACCACGGUAUCACGCCUUGGCCCCGUCCUCCAUCCAAGCAUCAAACAACGGCUGCCUCAAGGAGGAGCAGCGGUCGCGGUCUACCCUUCGGGAGCGCUUCCUGCGCAGCCUGAUUGUGAUGGCGGGGAAGACUGUGGACUUCACUAUGUACGAGAGGGUCUCCGUCACUGCCACGUUCGCGGCUUCAGACAUCGACAUCCUGAACUUCCAGGUCUCUCACUUGCAGACGCCACUGGGCAUUCAGAAGGAAGCACUGUUGAGAUGCCCAGACAUCAUUGCCUAUGCGUUUAACCUUUAACCUGACCUCACUGUUCACGAGCACGGAGAUUUAAACCCCUUUCACUGCUCUGGUUCAUUCCAAGUCAAGUCUGAGCCACACCAACAAAACCGAAUGUAGAAAUAUAAGGAUUUGCGCUUUUUUCUCAGGGUGGGGAUAACUGACAGACUGAAGUGUGGUACACAGAGUUCACUGGUGUUGGUCACUCAAACAAACUGAUCUUUCGUUUAAAAACAAACUGUACUCAAAAUGCAAUAAAGGUUUGGAUUAUAA
Messenger RNA from Rhincodon typus (whale shark), 791 nucleotides. It is a transcript of the gene gemin7, whose product is annotated as gem (nuclear organelle) associated protein 7. The coding region runs from base 24 to 539 and encodes 171 amino acids. Gene Ontology annotation, biological process: spliceosomal snRNP assembly. The record is from RefSeq and is a predicted model, not a curated record. The transcript has 2 exons. Gene Ontology annotation, cellular component: SMN-Sm protein complex. Lineage: Eukaryota; Metazoa; Chordata; Chondrichthyes; Orectolobiformes; Rhincodontidae.